AACUGGUUUAUUAUAAUCCUGUUGCUAUCCAUCUCUCUCGGCGGCGCAGCGCACCGGCGGUGGCCUAAACCCUAGCCGGAGUUUGGAGCUGUUCCAGGCGCGGCGGGGGUACGGCAGUGCUGCUGCUGCCGGCGGACGAGCGCCCCGCGAUUUGGCGCGGAUUGAGCUCCGGAUCGCCCUUGAUUCGGGGCGAGCAGGGGUUGCGGGCUGGAGGUGGCCGGCGGCCUCGAGCCUUGGCGGGGAUGCUGGCUUGCUCCUGCUCAAUUUUGGUGGAUCUUGCGGGCGUGCUGUGCAGGAUGGCGCAUUGAGUGGUGUGUCAAUCGAUCUUGGAGUGGUUUCUGCUGAGCUCGGGGCUGCCAUUGCCUGCAAGGAUGGUGUCGUCAGGGCCGCCCAAUCCGAUGGGUCCUGGGCAGCCAGUUGGCUCUGCUUCGCUUCUCAGGACGAGCUCUAGCUUGCUCGGUGGUGGCCAGCAAGGAAUGGGUGCUGGUGGUGGCCUGCUUCAGUCGCAGUCCCCGUUCUCAUCUCUUGUCUCCCCGCGCCAAUUUGGUGGAAAUGGCCUGCUCGGAGGGUCCUCGAAUGUCUCCUCCCUGCUCAAUCGGCCGUCAUAUGGAAACGGCGCCCCUAUGUCAGGCCCAGGACAAAUGCCAAAUGGCGUGGUUCAGAUGAAUACUCUACAGCAGAGAGGGGGGCUUGAUGGUGCUGGUGAUUUGAUUGGCGCGGGGGUAUCUGAUCCUGCGUCCUUUCCAUCCUCCUCCCAGGUUAGUUUGGGCAACCACCUAGGUUCAGAUAACCUUCAGCAUCAGCAAAUGGAAGUGCAGGAUUUGCAGCACCAACAUGAGCGGCAACAGCAGCAUCAACUUCCAAUGUCAUAUAACCAGCAGCAGUUGCCAUCACAGCAGACGCAGCCACAAGUUACAGUGAAGUUGGAGAAUGGCGGCGGCAUGGGUGGAGUCAAACUUGAACAACGAAUUGGACAGCAUGACCAGAAUGGUCCAUCCCAGAUGAUGCGCAAUGCUGGCAAUGUCAAAUAUGAGCCACAUCACUUGCAAGCGUUGAGGGGUUUGGGUGCAGUGAAGAUGGAGCAACCAAAUACAGAUUCAUCAGUGUUCUUGCAGCAACAGCAACAACAACAGCAGCAGCACCAUCAUUUGCUGCAACUCACAAAGCAGAAUCCUCAAGCUGCUGCGGCUGCCCAACUGAGCCUCUUGCAGCAGCAGCGGAUCUUGCAAAUGCAGCAGCAGCAGAAACAACAACAGCAACAGCAACAGCAGCAACAACAACAACACCACAUGAGAACUCCAGGAAAGCCACCUUACGAACCAGGUACCUGCGCAAAGCGAUUGACCAAUUACAUGUAUCAUCAACAACACAGACCACUGGAUAACAAUAUCGAGUACUGGAGAAACUUUGUCAAUGAGUAUUUUGCCCCAACGGCUAAAAAGAGGUGGUGUGUAUCUCUUUACGGAAGUGGUCGUCAAACUACUGGUGUCUUCCCUCAGGAUGUCUGGCACUGCGAAAUAUGCAAUCGGAAGCCUGGGCGGGGCUUCGAGACAACAGUUGAGGUCUUACCACGAUUAUGCCAGAUCAAAUAUGCAAGUGGUACACUGGAAGAACUAUUGUAUAUUGACAUGCCACGUGAAUCCCAGAACACAUCUGGUCAGAUCGUGUUAGACUAUACGAAAGCAAUCCAGGAAAGUGUCUUUGAUCAAUUACGUGUGGUACGUGAGGGGCAUCUAAGGAUAGUUUUCAAUCCAGACCUCAAGAUUGCAUCUUGGGAGUUUUGUGCUAGACGUCAUGAGGAACUUAUUCCACGGCGAUCAAUCAUACCGCAGGUUAGUCAGCUUGGCACGGUUGUACAAAAAUAUCAGGCUGCUGCUCAAAAUUCAGCGAGUUUAACAACUGAGGACAUGCAGAAUAAUUGCCAAUCGUUUGUUCAAUGUGCCCGCCAAUUGGCUAAGGCCCUGGAGGUGCCUUUGGUAAAUGAUUUAGGUUACACAAAACGAUAUGUCCGCUGUCUUCAGAUUGCGGAGGUGGUAAACUGUAUGAAAGAUUUGAUUGAUCACAGCAGGCAGACUGGAUCUGGACCAAUCGCUAGCCUGCAUAACUUUCCUCGGAGGACUCCAUCAGGAAUCAACCCUCUUCAAUCACAGCAGCAACAGCAGCAGCAGCCUGAAGAGCAGCAGCCUGUUCCCCAGAGUUCAAACCAGAGUGGUCAAAAUUCCGCUGCCAUGGUUGGUGUGCAGGCUUCUUCCUCUGCCAAUGCUGACGUGACAUCAAAUAAUCCUCUCAGCUGUGCACCCUCUACAUCAGCACCCUCACCAUCUGUUCCCGGACUCCUCCAAGGAGCGAUGGACUCUAGACAAGAUCAUCCAAUGAGCAAUGCAAAUGGUCUGUAUAGUAACAGUGGAAAUAACGGUGCAAUUUCCAAGGUGAACUCCACAAGCUCAUUGCAGUCAAAUCCAUCUACAUCUUUACCCUCUCGGGGGCCUACAACAUCCAAUAACAAUGUGAUAUCCGCCCCUCAGAACACAAACCAACUCAGUUCCCCAGGGGUAUCAUCAAACCUGCCUCCUAUGCAGCCACCUCCAACUCGUCCUCAGGAGCCUGAGCCAAGUGAUUCUCAAAGCUCAGUUCAGAGAAUCUUGCAAGAGAUGAUGUCAUCACAAAUGAAUGGUGCUGGACAUGCAGGCAAUGAUAUGAAAAGAUCAAACGGACUUAACCCUGGUAGUAAUGGGGUUAAUUGCUUAGUUGGUAAUGCUGUCACAAAUCACUCAGGAAUGGGAGGUAUGGGGUUUGGUGCCAUGGGAGGGUUUGGUUCAAAUCCUGCAGCAAGUGGGCUGAGAAUGGCAAUGGCAAACAAUGCAAUGGCAAUGAAUGGGAGGAUGGGAAUGCAUCACAGUGCACAUGACCUAUCACAGUUGGGCCAGCAGCAGCAACACCAGCAGCAGCAUGACAUAGGAAAUCAGUUGUUGGGUGGACUUAGAGCAGCAAACAGCUUCAAUAGUCUUCAGUAUGACUGGAAACCCUCUCAAUAGUGACCGGGAACAUGUGAAGUUCAUAGUAUGAUGAUGAUGCAGCUGCACUCACUGGGUCCAUUUCUUAUGUAGCAUCAAUGACAGUGCUAUUCACCCCCUUGGGUCAAAGCAUCAUGGAGCAUCAAUGGCACAAGGUGUCAUGGAAAGGAAUCAUAGGUGAUGGCAAGCAUCUGAGCUGGCCAAUGUGUAAACUUCCUGUAAUGGAUUAGAACCUGCCUUGGUUACCUUACCGAAAGAUAGAGUUAAAGGAUUAGAACCUUCCUGUAAGGGCCACCGCCUGUGUCGGUGCUUGAUGUUAUUUCUCACCCGGAAAAGAAGUUUUCCCUCUUUUUUCCUUGAUGGAUGACAUCCGAUAUGUAAUUUACCACCGCCCUACCUGUAGCAAUCAUAUGUGCUGAUAUCUUCUCCUUGCCUCAGGAUUCUUGCUUUGUAGACUUGCCGUACUCUUAUCAUAUUGACUAGUGGAAAUAUCAGGAAUGUUUUAUCUUUA
This is a messenger RNA of Brachypodium distachyon (stiff brome), 3525 nucleotides long. Its product is annotated as transcriptional corepressor SEUSS. Gene Ontology annotation, biological process: negative regulation of transcription by RNA polymerase II; positive regulation of transcription by RNA polymerase II. The record is from RefSeq and is a predicted model, not a curated record. Bases 372 to 3035 code for a protein of 887 amino acids. Lineage: Eukaryota; Viridiplantae; Streptophyta; Magnoliopsida; Poales; Poaceae. The transcript is spliced from 10 exons. Gene Ontology annotation, cellular component: transcription regulator complex; nucleus.